AUGGGCAACGCAUAUUCUUGGAUCCGGGCGAUUGCCUGGGCGAAGGAGCAUUGGUAUCAUGCUGCAGUCACCGGUAGCGUUGUGGGUCUCACCGGCUCGUUUUCGGCCGCGAUGGCAUGCGGCGUCUUUCGCGCAUGUGACGACGAUCCUUGUGGAACGCCCAACAAGAAAAGUCCUUUCGGUAAACCGGCUUGCGACAUGUGGGAACAUGGCGGAGAAGAUAUGUUGCCUCUAAGAAGAAGGGACGGAGGAGGUACGACGGUCACAGUGAUAAAUGGCAUGAGGGGCUUUGGCUAUGACUACGACUACGGCGAGGUCCCCGGAGUCAGCAUCUACAACGGUAAUAAUGUCGACGGAGAAGUAUUACAUUUGCUCGACAAGGGCGAGGAUGAGCUCACCAUCACGAUUCCGGGUUCCAGUCUGCCAGACUGGAUCUAUAUCACCAACGCCGGCAAGGCGCCCAUGUGCAUAGCAGGCGUACGGUUGACGGCGCCCGAUGGAUCCGAAAUCACCAUGACUGGUAACCUGGGGAGAAUCUGUGGUGCAGAUUACUACGAAUCAGCCGUGACGGUCAUCGCCAACGCUGAAGGGAAAGCGGCGUCCUGUGUCUGGAUCGACCGGCACAAAUCGAACGGUCUUCGCCUAGCAGGCAUCAGCUUCAACCUGCAGACCGACGAGCAGGAGCUGGAAUCCUCCAAUCUUACGUCAGUGGAAGACUUGUGCCGAAUUCCAUUCAUCAUGUUACAGGAUGCCCAACCUGCUCUAUCACGGCGGCAACUGAUAAUACCGACGCUCAACGUCACUUACACUGAUGUCACGGCUGAGUUCGAACGCUCCUUUGAUAUGGCGCUUGUCAAGAGCAACUUGGACCUUUCAAGUGCAGUACGCAUGUGCGAGGCAGAGCACACCAAGGGACCGCAUUUCGUGAGUCUUGCCGAGGGACUUUACUGUGACACGACAACGAGAAGGCUUUAUCGUGUCUGCGACCACCGUCAUCGCCAGGGGAUCUGCUUCGACACAGACCGGGACGAACUUGUGCAAAUAGGAGGUGAUGGUUCUCCUUUUCAGUUCGAGAAUGUUGUACGCGAUCUAAGCAGCCAGACGCCGGGGCGAGUCAAAGUGCUGAAGACGUUCCGGCAUGUUGACGUCUGGGGUUAA
This is a messenger RNA of Cladophialophora psammophila CBS 110553, 1158 nucleotides long. RefSeq lists its product as uncharacterized. The transcript has a single exon. The coding region runs from base 1 to 1158 and encodes 385 amino acids. NCBI's taxonomy places the organism in Eukaryota, Fungi, Ascomycota, Eurotiomycetes, Chaetothyriales, Herpotrichiellaceae. The record is from RefSeq and is a predicted model, not a curated record.